Hansenula anomala is the source of this 420-nucleotide messenger RNA. It is a transcript of the gene RPC17, whose product is annotated as DNA-directed RNA polymerase III subunit RPC17. NCBI's taxonomy places the organism in Eukaryota, Fungi, Ascomycota, Saccharomycetes, Phaffomycetales, Wickerhamomycetaceae. The annotation marks the transcript as partial. Gene Ontology annotation, biological process: transcription initiation at RNA polymerase III promoter. The record is from RefSeq and is a predicted model, not a curated record. The transcript has a single exon. Gene Ontology annotation, cellular component: RNA polymerase III complex. Gene Ontology annotation, molecular function: nucleotide binding.
GAAAGAGAAAAACUACUCUCAAACUUUGAAGUCAACCAACAUCUAAUAGAGAUCCAAUCUCAAAACAACUGGAACAAUAAUACCAAAGAAUCUAAGAAAAAAAGAGCCUAUAACCCAAAUUUAGAAAGUAUAUCAAGAGAUGUCACUUCUUAUCUAUCCAAGAGUCCAACUGCAUUACAAACAGUCGACAAUAUAACUCAAGCAAUGAAGGAUUUAUCCCAAUAUAAAUUGGAAAAAGUGGAAAAAUUACAAAUUAUAAAUUCUGCACCUUAUUCAUUAGUUAAUUUAUAUUCCAUCGUGGAAGAAUGUGAUCAAAGAUUUUCUGAACAAGAAAUCGAAGAUAUUUUACAAAUAGUACAAACUCAUUUCCCUCAGCAAGAGGUGGACGAGGAAGAGGAAGAUCAAGAAAUGGAGGAAUAA